AUGGUCAGAAAAUCCAAUGAAGAAAAAGACAUUCUUCACAGUGGAGCAAAAAGAAAAGUUGAAGCAAGCUUUCGCCGUCAACCGCAAUCCAGAAGAAGCUAUUAUUGCUUCUUUAGUCUCCGAUCUUCAAUUAAGCAGAACUCAGGUCAAACAAUACUUCCAGUUGCACAGAUAAAAGAGUUCUUUGAAAAAUACAGACAGGAAAAUGAAGCUGCUUCUCCACUACGUACUAAAAAUACUACUAAAGACUUUCCACUACCGGAAGAAGAAGCUCAACCAAUACUUCUGGACAUCUUCGCAAAGGAUCCAGCAUUUACGGAUUACAAAAACACUGAGUUGACACAAAAGAUUCAGUGGUCGUACCGAAGAAUCAAUCAUUGGUUCACUCGACAACGCAAGUUGAAGCAGCAGCAGGAACUUGCUGGCUUCGUUGGCAUCAUGGAGACAAUUUUCCAAAAAAAGCAAUUUUUUAGAUUUCGGGUCAAAGCGUUGGAAGAGAAAACGGGACACCCCUGGAAAAAGAUACGGAACUGGCUGAGAAUGAAGAGGAAAGUGACUCUAAAAUCAUUUUUCAAAAAAGAAAUUUCGGUGUUGCCAGAGGAAAUGGCCAAUUUCGAAAGACUUUUCAAGAAGUAUGAAGCAUACACGGACGCCGAUAAAAUUUAUGAGAUUGGAAUGAGAGAAGAUGUAUGCAGCAAUGACGUAGCGGACUACUUUAUAGAACGCUUUAGAGUGUUAAAGGAGCUUCAGGGAGAGACCAAAGAUGGCAAUGUGGAACAGGAAGAGGAAGACGAAUUGCUUGAUGCACAGAACGCUAAUGAAGGGGAUCAAAAUGAGCCAGAAUCGGACGACGAGAUGGAUGAAGCGGUUGAGAGCACUGAUGAACCGGAGGAAGAGAUGGAAGAUCGGUCGGAAGACAGAGAGGAAGAAGAAGAUAAUGAUGCAGAGCGAGAAUUGGUAGAUCAGCAAGUGACGAUUAGAGAAGAACUCUUAUUUGAAUCAAACCGUCGAAUACGUGAGGAAGAACAAGGAGUUCAAGCAGUUCUCAAUCCAAGAGAGACUCCGAUCGAUGAAGAUCUUCAUGGGCAAAUGGAGGGACCCGUAGAACAAAUGGAAAAAUCAACGGAUCGCUGCAGAAUCGCACGGCAGCCUUAUCGUCUACGAAAUCCUGAUAAAGAAGACCAAUUAUCAAUUUACCAGUCUACGGAUGCGCCUAAUCAGGGUGGCUCAAAAAUCAUUCUAUGGAGCGUUAAUAUAGAUCGACCCGGCUCGUCAAAUCAAUCCAGCAUGAACAGCAAGCCCAGACAGAUGAAUGAUAGAAGCCCAAGAGAUGAUCACCGAGUCGAGCAGGUUUUAGGAAAGAUUUUUGAGGAGCAGCAGUUUCUGGGAAGAGAGAAAAAAGAGCUGAGAAGGAAAACUGGUUGCCAAGCAAAAUUUAUGUCCGAAUGGUUCAGAAAAAAGAGAAUGGCCGUUUUACGAUCGUUUUUCAAUAAGGAAAUCCCAGCUUUGCCGGAGGAAAUGGCGAAUUUCGAAAGGAUUUUCAAUUCGUAUGAAUUCGAAAAUGCAAUUCUUGCAGAUGUCAUUUUUCGAAUUGAAACAACGGAGAAUAUUUACGGAGAUGAUUUUGCUUCGUAUCUGUGCGAGCGUAAAAUGAUCACUGAGGAACUUCAGCAGAGGGUUAGAGAUAAAUUGGAAGGAGAGGAGGGGGACCGAAUGGAAGAAGGGUCGGUAGAUCAAAGUGAACCAAGCAGUCAAAUCGGUGAAGAUGAACAAGGAGUCCAAACUGGUGUUCCUCAAGAAGCGGUUCAGAUGGAAUUCCAACAUGAUCAAAUGGAAUUUGACAACCCACAGGAGGCUCCAAUAGAUAAAGAACUUCAUACUCAAGAAGAAGAACCAGUAGCUGUUGAGCCAGAAAUCGAAAAUGAUGACAUCGGAUUCGCAAAUCUACAGGAUGCUUCACACAACGAACAACUUCAUGACCAGCAAGUGGAGGGACCAGUGGCCAAUCAACAAUUUCCCGUAAACAUUAAGCUAGAAAUUCCCGACGUUGACGUCAAAUACGUUGAACACCUGAAAGUUCCAGUAAAGCAAGAGACGCAGGAGCCGAUUGAGAAUGUAGAAGAAGAAGAGGAAGAGGAUGUUGAGCAACUUAUAGUCUUCGAUGUUAUUGAUUUGAAUACGCCUCAGGAUAUAGGAUCAGUCGGGCCUGUGUCCAUUCUCCGAGUGCAGACCAGUUUCGAGGAUCUCCAACCUUUUCUUGGAAAUCUUGUGGGAUUCGCAGAGAUUGGAUAUGCGAGGGAACCCGAUAUGGUGGAGAAUAAAAGAAGUUUGAACUACUUGGAAUCCCUGACACUUCCAUUCAACUGUUCCCUGGAUUAUCUACAGUGGUCGAAGGCCCAGGUAAUGGAGUUCUUCUGCCAGAUCGUCCCACCAGCAACUAUCAGGAAGCUUGUGGAGAAGGUGCCAGCUGGAUACCGCUUAUCCAUGUUUCAAGAAACAAAGAAAAAAUAUUUUGAGAAGUUGAACAGAGACAACAUUCAAACACGAAAACAUGAGUUACCGUAG
Molecule: messenger RNA, 2565 nt
Organism: Caenorhabditis briggsae
Lineage: Eukaryota; Metazoa; Nematoda; Chromadorea; Rhabditida; Rhabditidae
Exons: 11
Coding region: 1-2565 (854 amino acids)
Biological process (GO): regulation of transcription by RNA polymerase II
Cellular component (GO): nucleus
Molecular function (GO): DNA-binding transcription factor activity, RNA polymerase II-specific; RNA polymerase II cis-regulatory region sequence-specific DNA binding
Source: RefSeq, a predicted model, not a curated record